AUGAAGAGAAAAUGCUACGUUUCCACAAAUCCAUUUCAUCCCCUUGCUUGGUCAGAAAGUGGUAGCUACCCAAAUCAGCUCAACAUGCAGAGAACGCUUCAUCUGUUGUCACUCGUAGCGGCCGUCCUAUGUCUCUCAAUGGUUUCAUCGUUUCAACUUCAGCGAGAUUUAUGGAAGCUCGUGCCAGGAUUAGUCGAAUGCGUCAUACGUCCGCGACCAUACAAAAUCGCUGACCAAAACCAGUGUGAUAAGUACUACAUCUGCGACAACGGUGUGGCCAUACCACAGCUUUGUCCAGAUGGUACGGUGUUUCAUUUUCCAAUUCAGAAUUGCAUUCUGAUAAACGGGGCAGACUGUAGCGGUCGACCUAUACUUCAGGAAUCGAUUAAAAAGAACCAAUGCCUCAAGAAGACCGGACUCUUCCCCCACGAAGAUCCUACUCAGUGCGAUAAAUAUUACCAAUGUCUAGAUGGGCGCCAGACGUUAAUCACAUGCCCAGAAAUGUUGCUUUUUGAUCGCGCAAGAGGUGUUUGCGAUUAUGCUGAUUUGGCCGACACUUCCUCCUGCAUUCUUGAACCGUCACCGGUGGUUUGCCCCUGUCGGGAUGAGGAACCUUUCUCGUCAUCACUGGACAUCACGAAGCGUCUACUCCCUCAUCCCGACGACUGCCGUAGGUUUUUCUUCUGCGAGACGACCAUUCCACGACCACUCAUUUGCGAGGAACAUUUGGCCUUUGAUUUGGAGACCUUAUCUUGCAUCGACAAGUCACAAGUUCAACGCUGUUCCAGUACCCAUCAUUAGAGGGAAGCCGACACGUUUAUUCCCGACUGAGACUUACUGCGUCGCAUUGAGCAUAUACGAAUUACAAGACAAAACGUAGACCUUCCGUGGAUGCCAAUCAGGAAAAAAAAUAAAAAUACAAGAAAAUAGAAAAAGAAGAACAGGAGAUAAAAAAAAAAAAAAACAAACAAACAAAACCCCCCCAAAAACGAGGCAUUAAAAACUGAAGAGUACUUACACAAACACAAAGCAGUGCACGAAUCACUGUCAAUUUUCACUGAACGCAUAAUACACUGACAUUGGCAUUCAG
Messenger RNA from Daphnia magna, 1090 nucleotides. Its product is annotated as protein obstructor-E-like. NCBI's taxonomy places the organism in Eukaryota, Metazoa, Arthropoda, Branchiopoda, Diplostraca, Daphniidae. The record is from RefSeq and is a predicted model, not a curated record. Gene Ontology annotation, cellular component: extracellular region. Gene Ontology annotation, molecular function: chitin binding. The coding region runs from base 1 to 801 and encodes 266 amino acids. The transcript has 10 exons.